AUGGCUAACCAACAAGACCCACCAAGCCACGGCAUAAAUGACCUCACAAAACAAGCACAAGUUGUUGUGGUCAUGGUGCCCCUUCCAGCACAAGGCCAUCUUAACCAGCUCCUCCAACUCUCUAGGCUCAUCCUAUCCCACAACAUCCCGGUCCACUACGUUGGCGCCACCACCCACAAUCGUCAGGCCAAGCAGCGCGUACACGGUUGGGACCCAAACGCCGCUGCAAAUAUCCAUUUCCAUGAUAUCGAAAUCCCUCCUUUUCAUUGCCCCCCGCCCGAUCCAAAAGCCAAAAUCAAAUUCCCUUCUCACUUACAACCAGUCUUCAACGCCUCAUCUCAACUUACCGAGCCUGUUUCUAUGCUUUUACGUGCACUUUCUUGCAAAGCAAGAAAGGUUAUUGUAAUUCAUGACUCUUUAAUGGGGUCUGUGAUUGAAGAAGCUCGUUUCCUCUCGAAUGCCGAGUCUUACACUUUCCAUAGUGUGUCUGCUUUUGCUGUUUCCUUGUAUGAAUGGGAACAAGAAGGGAAGGUUAUAGAGGAAAAUGAGUUGUUUCCACGGGAUACUCCUUCUCUAGAAGGGUGUUUUACUGAUGAGUUUGCGGAUUUCGUUGAUUGUCAUUAUAGUAAGUACCAAAAGUUUAACACUGGCUGUGUUUACAACACUUGCAAAUUGGUAGAAUCUGCAUAUUUGGAUUUUCUUGAGAAAGAAACAAUUAAGGAAGGCAUUAAGCAUUGGGCACUAGGGCCUUUCAAUCCUGUGACAAUACCAGAAAGAUCAGAAAGCUCAAAAAAGCAGCAUUUUUGCUUGGAGUGGCUUGAUAAACAAGCAAAAAACACGGUAAUUUACGUGUCGUUUGGGACAACGACCACCUUCGAUGAUGAACAAAUCAAGGAGCUGGCAAUUGGGUUGAGAGAAAGCAAGAAAAAGUUCAUAUGGGUUCUAAGAGAUGGUGAUAAAGGAGAUGUUUUCAAUGGAGAAGAGAGAAGAGCUGAACUGCCAAAAGGGUAUGAGAAUUCAGUGGAUGGGAUAGGACUAGUGGUGAGAGACUGGGCACCCCAACUAGAGAUUUUAGCUCACCCGGCAACAGGAGGGUUUAUGAGUCAUUGUGGAUGGAAUUCUUGCAUGGAAAGCAUUAGCAUGGGAGUGCCAAUUGCAGCUUGGCCUAUGCACUCGGAUCAACCAAGAAACACAGUUCUAAUAACAGAAGUCCUCAAGAUUGGAAUUGUCGUUAAGGAUUGGGCUCGACGAGAUGAGAUUGUAACAUCUAAGAUUGUUGGAAGUGCUGUGAAUAGGCUAAUGGCAUCAACAGAAGGUGAUGAGAUGAGAAAGAGAGCAGCAGAAAUGGGGGAGUCCGUGCGAGGAUCCGUGGCUGAAGGUGGAGUUUCUCGUAUGGAGAUGGAAUCCUUCAUUGCUCAUAUCACUAGGUAA
Molecule: messenger RNA, 1431 nt
Organism: Populus nigra (black poplar)
Lineage: Eukaryota; Viridiplantae; Streptophyta; Magnoliopsida; Malpighiales; Salicaceae
Product: zeatin O-glucosyltransferase-like
Exons: 1
Coding region: 1-1431 (476 amino acids)
Molecular function (GO): UDP-glycosyltransferase activity
Source: RefSeq, a predicted model, not a curated record